AUGGUUAAUUCUACUUCAAACUCAAGUUCUUCCUCUCCUAUGUAUACUCCUGAAACCUCAAGUCCACUAUUUCUCCUUCCUUCCGAUAUACCAGGGGUAUCCUUGGUUAUUGUGCCCUUUUUUGGGACUAGUUUGGGGGGUUGGAGGAGGAGUAUGAUUGUGUCUCUGUCUGCUAGAAAUAACAUAGGCUUUAUCGAUGGGUCUUGCACUAAGCAUGUUGUGGAUUCUCCUCAGUACAGGCAGUGGGACAUGUGCAAUAAUAUGGUCAUAUCCUGGUUAAUCAAUUCACUUUCUCCAGAUAUAGCUGAAAGUGUACAACAUUCUAAAACUGCUGAAAGCAUAUGGAAACAAUUUAACAAUAGGCAUGGGACUGUUAGUGGAACUAAGGUGUUUGAAAUAAAGAGAGAACUUGCAUCUACUUAUCAAGGGACUCUCGACAUAGCUUCAUAUUUCAACAAACUUAAAAAACUCUGGGAUGAAUUGGGGGUUAUGUGUACCAGCCAUGCAAAUUCUUGUGUUUGGGCUGCUAAGGAAGCUCUCUAG
Messenger RNA from Nicotiana tabacum (common tobacco), 543 nucleotides. RefSeq lists its product as uncharacterized. Lineage: Eukaryota; Viridiplantae; Streptophyta; Magnoliopsida; Solanales; Solanaceae. The record is from RefSeq and is a predicted model, not a curated record.